This is a messenger RNA of Apodemus sylvaticus (European woodmouse), 1455 nucleotides long. RefSeq names its product granulocyte-macrophage colony-stimulating factor receptor subunit alpha-like. The transcript is spliced from 12 exons. Gene Ontology annotation, cellular component: external side of plasma membrane; membrane. The record is from RefSeq and is a predicted model, not a curated record. Gene Ontology annotation, biological process: cytokine-mediated signaling pathway; immunoglobulin mediated immune response. The coding region runs from base 189 to 1388 and encodes 399 amino acids. Lineage: Eukaryota; Metazoa; Chordata; Mammalia; Rodentia; Muridae. Gene Ontology annotation, molecular function: cytokine receptor activity; protein binding.
CCCCUCUAAGUUUCUCAACCUGCAGAUGAGGAAGCGGGAAGCAGAAGGGCAGACAGACAGACGGACGCGGACACCGUCCGGUAGCACGGCCUGGGAGACCACGCACCCCCGCCGUCCUGUCCAUCCACCCCAGGCCGACCCCUACCUCAGGUGACGUCACCGCUUGCCUGCCCCUGGGUGGCCCGGCCAUGGGCAUCAUUCCCCUGGCUCAUCUAGCACUGCUCUGCUCCACGCUGAUGCUCGCCGCUCCCAGGGCGCCGGCGACUCCGGCCCCGACCACGCCCGACCCGGACCCCACCUUCAACGUGACCUUCGACCCCGCGACGUGGACCCUGACCUGGGCCUGCAUCGCGGGGAACAUCAAAGUGAUGUGGUGCGCGAUGACUGCGACGCAGAGGCGGGUCCUCCGGCAGCCCCGGGGAUGCCACUGCCGGUUCCAGCCCGUGGAACUGCACCAUGGAGCCACGCUGGAGGUCAACGGGACGGUCCGGGGCGCCCCCGCGAGCCGGAGGUUGAGCUUCGUCAACUCAGGCGCAGCAGGCUCAGGGGCAAAAGACCUGACGUGCGAGAUACGCGAGGCGCGGUUCCUGUCCUGCGAGUGGCAGGUGGGGCCUGCGGCGCCUGAGGACGUGCGGUACUCGCUGCGAGUCCUUAACUCUACGGGUCACGACGUCGCGCGCUGCUCUGCUCCUCCGGGUGAUGACUUGAUCACCACACGCUGCCAGGCGGACGACCUCUCGCUGCUUGGGAGCCGGGCCUACGUGGUCGUGACUGGUCGUAGCCAGGCGGGGCCGGUGCGCUUCCUGGACGCCAUGGUGACCACGAAGCUGAUCGAGCGUCUCGGCCCCCCGCUCAACGUCACCAUGUCCUGUAACUCUUCCCACUGCGCUGUCCAAUGGUCGCCGCCCCCGACCUGGGCGCCCAUGACCCCCCGGGACUUCCGCUUUGAGGUUGAGUGGCAGAGCGCCGGACCUGGAAGCGUUCCCCGGAAGGUGCGAAUCGAGGAGGAGACCAGCCUCGCCUUUCCUAGCCCCGCCUCCCGCGGUCGCCUUGCAGUCCGGGUGCGCGCAGGCGACGUGCGGAGCGCGCGAUGGAGCGACUGGAGCCCCGCCCUCGAGCUCGGCUCGGAAGACGCCCCUCCUCCUGGUCCGCUCGCGUACGCGGUGCCGGCUUGCGCGGUCCUACUGUGCGCAUUCGCGCUCGGGGCAGCAUGCAGGAGGACCGCGGCGAUACAGCGACUCUUUCCCCCGGUCCCCGGGAUCAGGGACAAAGUGUCGGAUGACGAGCGCGUGAACCCGGAGACCCUCAGAAAUGACCUCCUGCUUCCGGCUGCAGCGCGCGAUGACGUCACCCCUGCCACUACGAUGGGAAGUCCCGCUUGUGACUGACUGACGGGAUAUCAGUUUUGUUUUUUGUUUUUAGCGGGAAAAUAAACAUAGUCGCCUUUGUCGUCAA